ACCUUCUUAGGCUGUUAAAGUCGGUAACACUCAAGGGCAAAUUGAGUCAAUUGGUGAACGGCCUGUACGCUGCACGUCCCGCUACAGGAUAACCUAAGACCAAUAUGCGUAUUGUCGUGUGUUUUCUGUUCGCCUUGGCCGGAUCUGCCAUCGCUGAUAUUUACUUGCACAACCCGAGGGGUUCAAACAACCGGUUGAACGAGAGGAGCGCCAAUAGGCAGAACGCUAACAGGGCCUUCGAUUCGCAGAACAACAAUCGAGGAGGUUAUAAUGUUGGCGACAAAACAAGUGGUGCAGCUAGAAACGAGGACGAACAGUAUCAUAUGUCCUACUUCCAGAGCAGCAAUAGUGGAUCUGGCAAGACCUACCUUACCAUGGAGUGGACUAACCAGCAUGGUUGUGGUGGGAAUGAGGACUCCGACCCACACAAGAUGAACUGCCAACUGGUCCUGCAAUACAUGUGCCAGGAAGAUGUUUCUUCUCGUCAACAGGACACCCUUCGUAAUGGCGCCAAAACUAACACUCAAGGCUACUCUGCAACCGAUAAGGGAUCUCAAGAGAGUGAAGCUCAAUACAAGGGCAGGAAGAAUGGAAAUGUUAAGAGUGACUACGUCAUGCAUGAGGCAUGGGAAUGGUAUGAUAAGUGCCGUCGCAGGAUCAGAAACAAGGGCCUGUUUACAGCUGAUCAGAAGUUGAAUGGAGAUGAGAGCAUCUAUACCCGGCAGAACCCUGGUGGUACCCGCCGUGGAUAUGAGUGCCCAGAAGAACGUGACUACUAUCCAUACUGGCACCCAACUGACUGGAAGGAUAUUGCUGUUCUAACAACUGACCCUGACAGAUGCAGCUACUACAAAAAAGAAAGCUUUAACAUGAAAACCAAAGGGGAAUGCAUUGAGAAAUAUUCAAAUGGCAAUGCCAAGCACUGGUCGAAAUACAACGACGCCAAGGAAUGUGCUGCCAAUGGGGGAACCUGGACGGAGUUUACCAACUACCUGGAAACAGCACCUGGAAAUGAACAGCAGUGCAAGGCCAAGGGCAACAAGUACGUCUGGGGACUUCGUCACGGCCACACCCAAAAGGAGUGCUUAGUUAGGCUGGACGAACCAGAUUGUAAGCAGGCGAACUGGACUAGGGUUAACCAUCUCGGUAAUGGGCGAGAAGGAGUUCCACUCAAUUAUACCUGGACUAUCCCAAGCUUCCCAUCCGGAAAGGACUACAGAUGCAUUUUUCGUAUCAGGUACAACAUCAGUACUGAUGACUAUGACCCGUGGCAGACCGAUGCCACAUCAAACCAGAACUUGAACGCCAUGAAGAUGUCCCCUGUCCAACAGAACCCUGUGGUGGACGUUGGAGCCGGGAUGCAACCACUCCGCCUUGCUAUCAAUACCGCUCAGUAUGGACGCACCUUUCAGGACCGUAGCCACCUGUUCAAGUUGAUAACAAGGACGAAGGCUGUCUCCGAGGACCAGGACAUCUAUAACCUGAACGUGCGCGGCAAAAGGGGGAACAUCGUGCAGACUUUCCCCGCCGUGGAAUACGACUUCAUCCCUAAUGAUCUGACCAUUAAGUCCAAUGAUCUUCUACACAUCCAGUGGACAGGAUCCAAUUCACACAACAACGGGAACCCUGCUGGUGACGGACAGGCGGGAGACUCAGGCGAGGGAACCGCUGGUACUGACCGUAACAACAUCGUUGAGAUCAUGGACCCCGCAGACAACUACCCUCUUCCCUGGGAACGGGCUAAGCUGUUCAAGAACGCCCAGGUUAAAUGGACGAGCCACGCGUAUAAGACCCCCAAACCGGAAGACGUCGCCAUAAGCUUCGCCAGCAGCGGCUACUUCUCAUGUCUUGUCGGCAAGAAUGGGCCCGCGGAAUGCAAGGGCAAUUCCCCUGACACCAAGGGUGCCAUGAACAACCAGCUGAAUAACGCACCCGCCUCCUAUGCCGGCAUGGUCCUGCAGUUAGGCAAGGGCGAUUAUUACUACACCUGCAGCAGGAACAAUAACUUCUCCAACAGGAGCCAGAAGGGACGUCUCUACGUCAAGUGAUUAAAGAGAAACAUAAUUAUUUAAAUUGCAAAAAGCAAUAUGUAAUUCAGCUAUCUAGAACAGGAGUAAUAAAUGCAGAAAUUAUCUAA
Nematostella vectensis (starlet sea anemone) is the source of this 2137-nucleotide messenger RNA. RefSeq names its product protein DD3-3. The transcript has 10 exons. The coding region runs from base 105 to 2048 and encodes 647 amino acids. NCBI's taxonomy places the organism in Eukaryota, Metazoa, Cnidaria, Anthozoa, Actiniaria, Edwardsiidae. The record is from RefSeq and is a predicted model, not a curated record.